CCCUAACCAAGUCGAUGAAGAAAUAGAAAGACAACAGAUUAGUGUCUCUAUUCCCAUUGGGUCCAUUCUGGAUCUCCAAUAAAUGACAAACAAAAUAAAUAAACCUCAAUUUCGAUACACAUCUUACCAUCUCUAGAGGGUUCUCCUUCUUGGAGCCUCUGUAUAUUUUUCUCCACCUUCUUCACAUCUUCUUGAUCCAUUUCCCUUAUGUUAUUCCUUUCUCUUCGUAAUCUCUUCGUGUUCAAGUGAAGAACAUCACAGAAUCCAUAAACACGAAGAAAAACCAUGGCUUUAUCAUCAGUUUGCAAUGAAGUCCCAUCAUUUGCAUUCAAUCCAUCUUUCAUAAAUCCCACAAAAAACCAAUCUUUUUUCGAGUUGAGAACACCCACCAAGUUUUCUUUUCCUUAUUCCAUCAAACAAAGAAAACCCAUGAAAAUCUCGAAAACGACAAAGUUCAUGAACCCUAGAACUGAUGUGGCCGACCCUGUUUUUUAUCGGGACACGAUCAAGAAGAUAGAGAGUGAGAAACAAGAUGGGAAUUUGAUAGGGAUUAAGCAAAUGUUGAAUCUUUGUGGAUUUGGAUAUUGGGUUCAAGGAUUUAGAUGUUUUCCAUGGUUAGCGUUAAAUUUUCACAUGGCGAACAGUUUGAAUAUGAAUCCUUCAACGUUGCAACUUGUUCAGAUUUUUGGUACUCUUCCAAUGGUGGCAAAACCCCUUUAUGGAAUCUUAUCGGAUGCUAUAUUCAUUGGUGGUUCUCAUAGGUUGCCUUACAUUUCCAUCGGAGUUAUGUUGCAGGUAUUAUCAUGGGGUUCUAUGGCAUUCAUGCCAACAGAAGCACUUCCUAUUCUCAUGACAUUUGUUUUACUUAGUAAUCUUGGAGGAUCCAUUACAGAAGUUGCAAAAGAUGCUCUCGUUGCAGAAUAUGGUAAAAAAAACAAAAUAAACGGUCUCCAAUCAUACGCAUUCAUGGCUCUAGCAGCCGGGGGCGUUUUAGGAAAUUGUCUAGGUGGCUAUGUCCUCUUGAAAACACAUCAACCCAAAGCCAUGUUCUUAAUCUUUGCAUCUUUACUCUCUCUCCAACUCGCAUUCUCUUUGACAACAAAAGAAAAAUCUCUUGGGUUACCUCACCCUUCAAAUCACCAUGAAUCAAUCUUGUUGGGUAUCAAGAAACAAUUUUCUAAUCUAAUUUUGGCAAUUCGAGAUGAGGGUAUUUUCGUCUCACUUUCUUGGGUUGUGGGGUCUAUCGCGAUUGUUCCAAUUUUAUCGGGGUCUUUAUUUUGUUAUCAAACACAAAUUUUAAAUCUUGAUCCGUUUAUUAUUGGGAUGUCAAAAGUUAUAGGACAGUUACUGCUUUUAGCAGUAACUGUCCUAUACGAUCGCCACUUGAAAACCGUUUCCAUGAGGAAACUUAUUGGUUUUGUUCAAGUUUUAUACGCGGGUUCUCUCCUUCUUGAUCUUGUUCUUGUAAAGCAAAUAAAUCUCAAAUUUGGAAUCCCAAAUGAAAUUUUUGUUGCUUGUCUUUCGGGUAUGGCGGAAAUCAUUGCACAAUUCAAGAUUCUUCCUUUUCAAGUCCUUUUUGCCCGUUUUGCCCCUAAGGGAUGUGAAGGGUCACUUAUGUCAUUUUUGGCAUCCGCCCUUUGUUUGUCAUCAAUUUGUAGUGGGUUUUUGGGUGUUGGAAUGGCGUCUAUUCUUGGAAUUACAUCGGUUGAUUACUCAAAUCUUCAUGUGGGAAUCUUGAUACAAUUUAUGGCUGCUUUGGUGCCUUUGUUUUGGAUUGGGAAUCUACCUAACUUAGAAUCUUUAGAUGAAAAGGAAAAGAACAUGGGUUUGAGUAAAAGGAGGAGAAAGUAUAGAAGAGUUGGAAGAGUUGUGUAUAAUAUGGUUGUUGUUUAUCGAAGAGAAAGAGAAUCCGAAGCCCAAAGGUAAAGAUUUAGAAUCAAGAAUAUCUUUAGAUACAACAUUUGAAAGAGAGGUGUAACAAAGGCUUAGGCUAGGUUGAUUUCUACAAACUUGUGUAUAGUAUAUACAUGUGAAGAAUGUC
Molecule: messenger RNA, 2041 nt
Organism: Lactuca virosa
Lineage: Eukaryota; Viridiplantae; Streptophyta; Magnoliopsida; Asterales; Asteraceae
Source: the annotation of a GenBank genome assembly